AUGAGCGGAGCUAAAGCCCGCAUCGACCCGCCUGUUGCUGCUGAGAAUGUCUCGAGCGCCGGGCACAGUUCCGCGGCUCCUGCGCGGGAGCGCAAGCCAAGUGGAGGGGUUCUGAAGAGACUCAAGUCUCGGCGAAGCCAGGUUGAUAGUAGGCCCGUCACAGAAGACGAUCUGCGGACACAAGUUGGCCACAUCACCCCUGAAGAGGUCCUAGGAUUGCGGGUUGCUACACGGGGGUACCUGUGUAAACCAGAGGACAACAUCUUCAACAUAGAUUUCAUUCGCUUUAAAAUCAGAGACCUGGAGACAGGGACUGUGUUGUUUGAAAUCGCCAAACCAGCUCAUACGGAGGAGGACGAGGAGGAGAAUGGAGAGGGAGACAUUAGUGCCGGACGUUUCGUAAGCUACCAGUUCACAGCAGCAUUCCUACAACUGAGGACAGUGGGAGCCACAGUGGAGUUUACAGUUGGCACCCGGCCUCUGAACAGUUUCAGGAUGAUUGAGAGGCACUACUUCAGGGAUCACCUCCUGAAGAGCUUUGACUUUGACUUCGGCUUCUGUAUCCCAAACAGCCGCAAUACCUGCGAACACAUCUACGAGUUCCCUCAGCUGUCCGAGAGCUUGGUUUGUCAGAUGGUGGAACAUCCCUACGAGACGAGAUCGGACAGCUUCUACUUUGUCGACAACAGACUGGUCAUGCACAACAAGGCAGACUACGCUUAUAACGGGGGCAGGCAUUGA
Messenger RNA from Salvelinus namaycush (lake trout), 741 nucleotides. RefSeq names its product protein unc-119 homolog B-like. The coding region runs from base 1 to 741 and encodes 246 amino acids. The record is from RefSeq and is a predicted model, not a curated record. NCBI's taxonomy places the organism in Eukaryota, Metazoa, Chordata, Actinopteri, Salmoniformes, Salmonidae. Gene Ontology annotation, molecular function: lipid binding. Gene Ontology annotation, cellular component: cilium. Gene Ontology annotation, biological process: cilium assembly; nervous system development; lipoprotein transport. The transcript has 5 exons.